Molecule: messenger RNA, 1362 nt
Organism: Globicephala melas (long-finned pilot whale)
Lineage: Eukaryota; Metazoa; Chordata; Mammalia; Artiodactyla; Delphinidae
Gene: SERPINA4
Product: serpin family A member 4
Biological process (GO): negative regulation of endopeptidase activity
Molecular function (GO): serine-type endopeptidase inhibitor activity
Source: RefSeq, a predicted model, not a curated record
AUGGUGGGCAUUGAGCUGCUCUGUGAAUCUGCAGCCCUGCUGCCGUGUCGCGGCGCCGCACGCGUGGGCGCACUGGGUGUUCGCUACUCCCCUGCAAGUUCAUUUGCAGGAGUUGAGAACCUGAGAGCACAGAAGGUGCAUCUUGCCGACUGCCUGCUCCUCCGUCUGGCUGGACUACUGGUCCUUUCUCGAGGUCAGCGGCAUCCCGGGCAUCACGGCCGGGAUCACAUCCACUGCCCCCAUCAGGAGGCUCCGGGCACAGGUCAGGCCUCCCCCAAGGUCAUUGCAGGCAAUACUGCUUUUGCUCUCCGCUUCUGCCACCUGAUGGCUUCCCAACCCUACGGGAGCAACGUCUUCUCCCCGCUGAGCAUCUCCGCCGCCUACGCCAUGCUGUCCCUGGGGGUCCGCUAGCACAGCGAGGGUCUCGGCUUCAAUCUCACAGAGGUGUCAGUAUCUGACAUGCUCAGGGGCUUCCAGAACCUUCUGCACACUCUCCACCUCCCGGCCGACGGGCUGGAGAUACGUGUGGACAGCACCCCGUUGUUGAGCCUGGAGCUGCCGCUCCUUCCAAGAUUCCUUAAUGACUCCGUGACCUUCUAUGAGUCCAAACUCUUCCACACCAACUUCGACGACUCUGAGGGCACAACUCAGCUUAUCAACAACCAAGUCAGGGAGGAAACUCGAGGGAAGAUUGUGGAUUUGGUCAACGAGCUCAGCGCGGAUACCACGAUGGUGCCGGUGAAUUACAUUUACUUCAAAGCUCUGUGGGAGACGCCAUCCAUCCCCUUGAUGACCUCUCCCCAUGACUUCUAUGUUGAUGAGGAUACAGUAGUCAAGGUGCCUGUGAUGCUGCAGGAUACCCGGCACCACUGGUAUCUUCCCGACAGAUACUUGCUCUGUUCGGUGCUAUGGAUGGAUUACAAAGGAAACGCAACAGCCCUUUUCAUCCUUCCUAACUGAGGGAACGUGGAGCAGGUGGAAGAGGUUUUGACUCCAGAGAUGCUGACAGGGUGGGGUAAUCUGCUUCAGAAGAGGAAGCUCAAGUUGUAUAGCCCCAAAUUCUCCAUUUCUGGCUCCUAUAAAUUAGAUCAGAUUUUGCCCAAGCUGGGCGUCACGGACUUGUUCUCGUAGCAGGCUGACUUGUCUGGCAUCACUGAACAGCUAAACCUGCAGGUGUCCAAGAGUUUCCACAAAGCCAUCCUGGUGGUGGAUGAGGUUGGCACCCAGGCUGCAGCAGCCACCAGUGGCUUUGUCACCUUCUGGUCCCGGGAAAUUACCAAGCCCUUCCUUGUGGAGAUCUUUUCCACCAACACCCAGAGCAUCCUCUUUCUGGGAAAGGUUGUCAACUCCACGAAGCCAUAG